Molecule: messenger RNA, 6593 nt
Organism: Bombina bombina (fire-bellied toad)
Lineage: Eukaryota; Metazoa; Chordata; Amphibia; Anura; Bombinatoridae
Gene: PIK3C2B
Product: phosphatidylinositol-4-phosphate 3-kinase catalytic subunit type 2 beta
Exons: 33
Coding region: 256-4950 (1564 amino acids)
Biological process (GO): phosphatidylinositol-mediated signaling; phosphatidylinositol 3-kinase/protein kinase B signal transduction; cell migration
Cellular component (GO): plasma membrane; cytoplasm; phosphatidylinositol 3-kinase complex
Molecular function (GO): 1-phosphatidylinositol-3-kinase activity; phosphatidylinositol binding; 1-phosphatidylinositol-4-phosphate 3-kinase activity
Source: RefSeq, a predicted model, not a curated record
UGCUGGAUACACACACAGCUCAUUUUCUCACUCUCUAGGUUUCUCUCUUUCCUUGGACGCUUCUCCUCUCUCAGCUUUUUUUUUUUUUUCCGGGAAACCAUACAAUUUGCUUAUUUUUUUUCCAAGAAAUCUAGUGAAUCAUCAGUAUACUGCACACGAUAGCAGGACCAUCUCUGGAAAAUCAUGCCUGUGUUUUCACCCCCAGCUUCCUUUUAGCUCCUUCUGUUCUCCGCUUCAUCUGCUAAACCCACAGUUAUGUCAACCUCUGGGAAAAAUGGAGAGCAAUGGCAGGGCCUGGAGUCCUUGGGGAUUAGCCGGAAGGAGCUGGCACUGGCAGAGGCCUUACAGAUGGAGUAUGAUGCACUUUCUCGAUUGCGACAAGAGAAGAGGCCACCUGGGAGUAAUGAAAACCAUCUUAUCUCCUGGGAUGAUGUCAAUCAAGCUCCUCCGAGUGUGCCCUCUCCACCAAAAACCAAGCCACAUACUUCUGGAGAUUAUCUUUAUAUUUAUGAUGAUGAUUACCACAGUAAUGGCCGGGGAAAAGGUGGGACUUCACCCAAAAAUCUUUCUCCUCCUCCUCUACCACCUCGGACCCACAUCUUAAAUCAACGCAAAGAAGUGUCACCUUCCAAUUCAAGCAAAUGUUCCCAUACUCGGGAUGUAAAUGUGUACAGUGGUGAUAAGGGAGGAAAACUGCUUAGUCGAAGGAUUUCAGAAAUUGAGGAUGAAGAUGAGGAGGAGCUGGGAGGAAGGAGGGGAAGUGGGAUCUGUGACCUGGACUAUGAGGGCCUUAAUGACACCCUUACCCACCUCAAUUUGGCAUCUACAUAUGAUUCAAAGCUGCUCCGCCAGGCUGCUGGGCACUGGAAGGCAGAAGGACCGAAAGUAGUAACAGGAAAGCCAGUGGCAAGAAGCAACACUCUCCCCCCACAAGUCCCACCUCGUACCUAUGUUCACAAAGCAUCUAGGGUGUCAGUGGGUCCGGACUCAUUCCGGCCCUAUCCCCAGCAGAAUGGCUGUGAGCUGUUUGAGGUAUCGGAGCAGAGGGAUGAGGAAACUGCUGCUUUCUGUCACUUGUUGGAUGGCCUGCGUUCCGACCACAGUGUUACAGAUCACAGAGUCAGCGGCAUUGUGUGGAGUCCUGUCAACCUCAGCCCUGAGCACCUGGGUCACGGGGUCAACCUGAAGAUCACAGUGCUGUGGGACAGCCUGCGGGAGCCGCUGACCUUCACAUGUGACUGUUCUUCUACUGUGGAGCUCCUUAUUUACCAGACGCUUUGCUGCAUGAGUGAGGAUCUGGAGGAUCUUAACGUAUCGGACUACGUGCUCAAGCUCUGUGGGUUGGAGGAGUUCCUGCAGACUGAGCAACCUCUGGGAAGUCAUGAACAUAUCCAGCAGUGCAGAAAGUUUGACACAGAUGUUCGAUUGCAGCUAAUGAGGAAGGAGGAAGUGCGAUUGGAUCUCUCCAGAACGGCCAGUGACAGUCAAAGCCCAUCUACUUUCAACCAUCACAUUCAUCUCCAGGAAAGACCUGUCAAACAGACAAUCAGUAGACAGGCUUUGUCUCUACUGUUUGACACUUUUCAUAAUGAGGUGGACGGAUUUGUUGCAGCUGAGACAGAUUUACAUCACCGAGCAGAAAGGGUUGUGCAGUCAGUAAAAGCUAUUUGCAAUGCACUUGCAUCUGUAGAGACUCUGGAAAUUAGCAAUGCCCUGAACCAACUCCCACCCUGCCCCUCUCGUGUGCAGAUCAAAUCCAACAAGGACCCUGGGAUCCUAAUGAUGCGAGAAAACAGAGAGCAAGUUGUGGAAGGCCUCACAGCAGCCAUUUUGGAUCUGGUCCAACUUUAUUGCAGCACUUUCAAUGCCGACUUCCAGACUAUAUUGCAUUCUGAACGCAAGCAAAGCCUGACACAGGAUGCUUGCUUACUGAACAGCCCAUUGUCAUUCACAGUCUAUGCUGCACAUCGAAUACCCAUCACUUGGGCGACUAGCUACGAGGAUUUCUAUGUAUCCUGCUCCCUGAGUCAUGGCGGGAAGGAGUUGUGCGCUGCAAUGCUGACCCGCAAGAUUCAUUUGUACAAAUCUCUCUUCCACCUCAUCAUGUGGGACCAAAUGAUCUGUUUUCCAGUCCAAAUCAACCGCUUGCCGCGGGAGACACUCCUCGCAGUCACUCUUUACGCCACUCCCCUCCCUCCCCCUGGGAGCUCCUCGGAAACCAGCAAACAAAGGCGAAACCCAGAGGCGCUAGGUUGGGUGACCACUCCCCUCUUCAACUUCAGACAAGUUUUAACCUGUGGCCGUCGUUUAUUGGGUCUCUGGCCAACAACAAAGCAUGGUAGUGCCAGUUUCAGUACGCCCAAUGUGAACCAGCCAGACAGCAUCAUCUUGCAGAUUGAUUUCCCCACUUCAGCUUUUGAUGUGAAAUUUACAAAGCCAGAAGCUGAGGCGUACAGUCCAGAGUACGAGUUUUCCAGCCUGGGGGAAGAGGACCGGAAGAGGAUGCAAGAAGCAAUGCAGAAAGAGUCGUUAUAUUGGUUGACAGAUUUGGACAAGCAUUGCCUUUGGGAGAAGCGCUAUUACUGCCACUCUGAGAUCAGUUCCUUGCCCCUGGUCCUAGCUAGUGCCCCCAGCUGGGAGUGGGCAUGCUUACCAGAUAUCUAUGCCCUAUUAAGUCAGUGGACUCCUAUGAAGCAUCAGGAUGCCCUUGGGUUGCUUCAUGCCAAAUUCCCGGACCAGGAGGUGAGGCGUACUGCUGUACAGUGGAUUGAUUCCAUCUCAGAUGCUGAACUCCUGGAUUAUCUCCCACAGCUUGUACAGGCGCUGAAAUACGAGUGUUAUCUAGACAGUCCUUUGGUCAGGUUUCUAUUGAAAAGAGCCAUAAGUGACCUACGAAUUACUCAUUAUUUCUUCUGGUUGCUAAAAGACUGUUUGAAGGAUUCACAGUUUAGCAUUCGGUAUCAGUACCUGCUUGCUGCUUUACUGUGCUGCUGUGGGAAGGGUCUGAGAGAGGAGUUUGAUAGACAAUGCUGGCUGGUCAACACACUGUCGAAAUUAGCUCAGAAGGUCCGUGAGGCUGCUCCUUCAGCCAGACAGGCAAUACUAAAGGAAGGCCUUGAGGAUGUCAAGCAGUUCUUUAAUGUAAAUGGGUCCUGUCGUCUUCCUUUGAGCCCCAGCUUUCUAGUUAAAGGGAUUGUGCCUCGGGAUUGCUCCUACUUUAACUCGAAUGCUGUGCCGCUGAAACUAACUUUCCAAAAUGUGGACCCAUUGGGCGAGAACAUCCGUAUCAUAUUUAAGUGUGGGGAUGACCUCCGCCAGGACAUGCUGACCCUUCAGAUGAUCCGUAUAAUGAAUAAAAUCUGGGUACAGGAGGGUCUGGACAUGCGCAUGGUGAUCUUCCGCUGCUUUUCCACAGGCCGUGGACGAGGAAUGGUAGAGAUGAUCCCUACAGCCGAGACUUUGCGAAAGAUCCAGGUGGAGCACGGAGUGACUGGUUCCUUCAAGGACAGACCACUAGCUGAUUGGCUACAAAAACACAACCCAACAGAGGAUGAGUAUGACAAGGCAGUUGAGAAUUUCAUCUAUUCAUGUGCCGGGUGCUGUGUAGCAACGUAUGUACUGGGGAUCUGCGAUCGGCACAAUGACAAUAUCAUGCUGAAGACCAGUGGACACAUGUUUCACAUUGACUUUGGUAGAUUCCUGGGUCAUGCACAGAUGUUUGGAAAUAUAAAGAGAGACCGUGCACCCUUUGUUUUCACUUCUGACAUGGCCUAUGUCAUCAAUGGAGGAGACAAGACAUCUAGCCGGUUCCAUGACUUUGUGGAUCUAUGCUGCCAGGCCUACAAUCUUAUCCGCAAGCACACGCACCUUUUCCUGAACCUGCUUGGAUUGAUGUUGUCCUGUGGCAUUCCAGAGCUGUCUGACUUGCAGGAUCUGAAGUACGUGUACGAUGCCCUACGGCCACAGGACUCUGAGGCAGAUGCCACAACUUAUUUUACCAGGCUUAUUGAGUCUAGCCUGGGAUCUGUGGCCACCAAACUAAACUUCUUCAUCCACAACCUGGCUCAGAUGAAAUUCAGUGGCUCAGAUGACCGCCUGAUGUUGUCUUUUGCUCCGCGGAUGUAUACGAUGAAGGCAGAUGGGAGGUUGAGUGAUGUCUUCUUGACCCAAUACAAGAAGAUAUUCAGCCCUAAUAAAGGAUAUGUGUUUGUCAUAAAGGUGGUAAGAGAGGGCAGCCGUGAAUCUAUUCUAAUCCAGAGAUCAUAUGAAGAAUUUCAGGAGCUGCACAGCAAACUAAGACUGCUGUUUUCAUCCUCACAGCUUCCCAGCUUCCCAAGCAGAUUUGUGAUUGGACGAUCUCGGGGAGAAGCAGCAGCAGAAAGACGUAAAGAAGAACUGAAUGGAUAUGUCUGGCAUUUAAUUCACGCAGCCCCUGAGGUGGCUGAGUGCGAUUUGGUUUACACCUUUUUCCAUUCUCUGCCUCGAGAUGAGAAAAACAGCAGCAAUACUGUAACGCCAAGACCGUCAGAUGCCUCAUGGGCUGUGCCAGUGGGUAAGGUUGGAGGAGAGGUCAAGCUUUCUAUAUCUUACAAGAAUGACACACUGUUUAUUAUGGUGAUGCACAUCCGAAGCCUGCCUCUUCAAGAUAAUAAUGAGCCGAAUCCUUAUGUAAAGAUUUACCUCCUGCCAGAUCCUCAGAAAACAACCAAGAGAAAAACCAAAGUAGCUCGCAAAACGUGUAACCCCACGUAUAAUGAGAUGUUGGUGUAUGACAGGAUCCCCAAAGGAGACCUUCAGCAGCGUGAAAUACAUUUGUCUGUUCUAAGUGAGGAGGGAUUCUGGGAAAAUAUUCUACUUGGUGUGGUCAGCAUCCGACUGCGAGAUCUGGAUCUCAGCAGUAGUAACAUAUGUUGGUUCCAGCUAGGAUCUGCCAGUCAGACAGAUGUUUAAAUGCCCUGGUUCAUGUCAACCACGAAAAAAGCAUGUGUCACCACUUUUGUGACUGCUCUAUAAUGUCUAGAAUUUUUUUGUUUUAUUUUGGGUUUUUUAUAAAGCUGUCAUAACAAAAACAAGCUCAAAGAGUUUAUUUGACAGCUGAUAUAAAAAUAUUUUUUUUUUCCAAGGGAAUUCGAGAAACUGCAGAUAAUAUGGACUUCCUUCUACAGAAGGGUUUCAGGAAAAGACUGGAAAAUCUACAGUACUUCAAUACGUUUACCUUGUGUCAAGGGAACCAGGACUGGACAGAAGGUGCUGGAAAUAACUGGGAUUUUACUUGCAGGGGAUAUACAGAUGGGGUGAGGGAAAAUUCAGAAUGACUAAUAAUUUUUAUUUUGAAAAUUAAAAAUGCUUUUCGUUCAUAAGGGACGUUCAGACUAGAGUGGGUGGGGCUUAGGUCUAGAGAAAUAGUGGCAUCUGAAAAAGUUGUACUGAUCUGCCGGUGCAAAUAUAAUUAAGCAUCUUCUGAGUUUAGAAAGAAACAGAAUUUAGUGUUUUGUUUUUUAAACACUGUUAUGCACAUCUGUAUGUAGGGCAUUCAUUUUUGAUCCCAUUCAUUUUUUUUAUUUUUUUUUCACUUUGUCUUUAUUUUAUAUUUUAUUUUUUGCCAUGUAUUUAUUUAAAUUUUAGUCACUUGUUAUCUAUCAGCUUUAUUUUCUGCUGAUGUGCACUCUGAAUGUAACUGAAACAAACUUCUUUUUUUAAUGUUCCGUAAGUCAAAAUUAAGAUAUAUGGGAUAUGGAGGGAUAAGACAGUUGAUACAUUAAGACGGUAACUUCAUACAAAUGAUAAAAGCAGGAACGUUUUUGGCACUAGAAAUUUAUAAAGGUUCUUCUUUUUACUACUACUUUACUUCUAAUUUAAAAAAGAAAAUAAUAAUAAUAACUUGAAUCAUGGGUUUAAAGGGAGGUCCACUUUCCUUGAAGACAUUAUAUUUGCUUAUUUAUUUGGUUACUUAAAAUCUUCAUUUAGUUAUUAAGCCUACAGUAUUGGCUACAUGAAAACGGAUAACUAAUGUGCACACAAAUGACAUGGCAAAACCUUAUUGGCCAGUGGAAUUGAAGCUUGAUUUGCUUUCCUGUCGCUAUCCCAACAGAGGCAAAUCAUCAACUUGAAAUAUCAAAUUACAGAAGUUUCCAAAUGAACAUUUUGAUAAACUUAAAAAGAUACUGAUUUAAUAUUGCAAGUUUUUUUUUUAAGGUAAAGAUGGAUUUUUUAUUCAUAAGUGGUUGCAACUGUAGGAUGACAAGAUAACAUAUACAAUAUUUAAAUUACCACUAUCUUGUAUACAAUGGAUUACUGUUGAGAAUUUGUUGUUCUUCAAUUAAUUUCUUGGAAGAAAGGACUUUCACAAAACUGGAAAGUAUUUUCAGGUCUUUAAGAUAAGGUGGGGAUUUGGAUGGGGCUCUGUAAUUCUUUAAUGGUGAGAAUUGGGGCUCAAUUAUACUGUGCCGCUGUACAAUUUAACAAAAUUGCUUCCCAAGGAGAGCUCGUUUUAAAUGAGGGCAUAAAUUCCUUUGCCCCUGCCUAAUACUGACCACUAAUGAUAUGUGUUUGUGCUGAAUAAAAUAACCACAUUUUUUUUUCUCUUUUCAAAA